AUGGCCAGAUAUGCGAAAGACCAGCCUGAUGGCUUCACAAAUGCCAUUGAGAGCGUAGCGAUUGUCGGGGCGGGGGGAACGGUGGGAUCACGCAUUGUCAGCGCCCUGGUUGAGGGUGGCAAACACACUGUCACUGCGCUGUCCCGCAAGGGCAGUCCGAACAAGAUUGCCCCUGGUGUCCAAAUUGCAACGAUCGAUUACGACGACGAGACCAGCAUCGUCGAGGCUCUGCGCGGGCAGCAAUGCCUCAUCAUCACCUUGGCACCAGCUGCACCCCCAAACACACACAGUAAGCUCGUGCAUGCCGCAUCCAAGGCCGGUGUGCCGUACAUCGUGCCCAACAACUACGGCGGCGACAUUGAUAACGUCAAGAUGGGUCAAGAGACAAUGCUGGGUCCCGUGGCCCGAGCGAACCGAGCGGAAAUUGAGCGGCUUGGUAUGCAGUGGAUCACUAUAGCUUGUGGCUUCUGGUACGACUACAGCUUGGCGGGGAGCGAAUGGAGCUUCGGGUUCGACUUCGCCAAGCGGGCUGUUACUUUCUACGACGAUGGCAGUACGUAUGGUACCUUUUCGACGCUGGCGCAGGUCGGCCGGGCUGUGGCCAAAGUGCUCAGCCUCAAGGAGCUCCCUGACGACGAGGGCGACAAGGGGCCCACGCUGUCGUCGUUCCUGGGUAAGGCUGUUUAUGUCCAGAGCUUCAGGGUCAAUCAAAGGGAAAUGCUCGAGAGUGUCAAACGAGUGACGGGCACCACGGACGCCGACUGGAAGGUCAGCCACGUGGACAGCAAGAAGCGAUACGAGGAAGGCCUCGCGCAGGUGCAGAGCGGGGACAGGAGCGGGUUCAUCAAGCUGCUGUAUGCAAGGGGUUUCUACCCCGACGAUCCAGCCGACUUCUCUGCAAAGACGCAGAACGAGCUGCUUGGACUGCCAGAGGAGAGCCUGGACGUGGGCACAAGGGCCGCACUGGCCAUCGUGCAGCAUCUGCAGAGCCUCGCCAAGCGUACCGCGGCAUGA
Microdochium trichocladiopsis is the source of this 1014-nucleotide messenger RNA. RefSeq lists its product as uncharacterized. The record is from RefSeq and is a predicted model, not a curated record. Lineage: Eukaryota; Fungi; Ascomycota; Sordariomycetes; Xylariales; Microdochiaceae. The transcript is spliced from 2 exons. Gene Ontology annotation, molecular function: oxidoreductase activity. The coding region runs from base 1 to 1014 and encodes 337 amino acids.